CUGAGAGAUCAUAGUUUCCAAACACAGAUCAACCAUUCAGCCAUGCCUGAUCUCCAUAUGUUGUUGAUUCCACUAGUCUUACUCUCAGGGUUGGAACAAGUAGCAAUGGGCGCCCAGAUCAUCAGCAAGGUCGGUUGCCAAGAGAAAUGUGGAAACGUUAGCGUUCCAUACCCUUUUGGCAUUGGCGAUAGCUGUUCCAUUGACGCACAGUUCAACCUAACAUGCAACCACUCCUUCAGCCCUCCGAAACUUUUCUUACCUCACGGUAACUUGGUUGUACUUGACAUAUCGCCCUACGGCGAGCUACGCACCCUCGUCUGGAACGCCUGGGAUUGUUACGAUGAGUAUGGUAAUAGGUUCAACUUCACGGCUUGGACCACGCUAGCACGAUUCACCUUCUCAGAUACCCGUAACAAGUUCACAGCAAUUGGCUGUGACACCGUUGCGUACAUCAUAGGCACCAAGGGCCAAACUUAUACGAGUGGGUGUAUAUCUCUAUGCAGCGAUAUAACUCACGUAGUUAAUGGUUCGUGUGCCGGCAUGGGCUGUUGCCAGACCUCCAUUCCCAAAGGGCUAAUGAAGUAUGAAGUAGAGGUUUAUAGCUUUGACAAACACAGCAAGGUCUGGAAAUUCAAUCCAUGUAGCUAUGCCUUCCUGACCGAGGAAGGCCUGUACAACUUCUCCUCAACAGAUCUCCAAACCGUCACGACAGCAACCCAAUCUCGAGUAGUACUUGACUGGGCUGUUGGGAAUGAAACUUGCGAAGAAGCCAAGAGAAAUCUGACGACUUAUGCAUGCCAUGAGAAUAGCUACUGUUAUAGCUCCAAAAACGGCCGACCGGGAUAUCUCUGCAACUGCUCGGAUGGUUAUCAAGGAAACCCUUAUUUACCCCAGGGUUGCCAAGGUAUGUCUCAGUUUUUACUGCAUGGAUUCUUCUACUAG
Nelumbo nucifera (sacred lotus) is the source of this 942-nucleotide messenger RNA. The record is from RefSeq and is a predicted model, not a curated record. Lineage: Eukaryota; Viridiplantae; Streptophyta; Magnoliopsida; Proteales; Nelumbonaceae.